UCCGCGGCGGGCCCGCCCCCUCCCCGGCCCCGCCCUCCCGCCGCCGCCCCGCCCUCCGCCCGGCGCUCGCCGCUCGCUCACUCUCUCGCGGGCUGCGGGGCGGCCGGCAGCUGGCGCGGGCAGAGGCGGCGGCGGCGGCGGCGGCGGCGGCGCCACGGCGAUGGGACGGGCGCUGGGGCGCAGGAGCCGCGGCGGCGGCGGCGGCGGCGGCGGCGGCGGCGGGGCCCGCGCAACUCGGGCCAAGUGCGGGGCCGCCGGCGCGGGCGCGGGGCGCUGAGCCCCCGCGGCCCCCAGCUCCCGGGCCGCGCACUGCCGAGCCCCGGAGAGCGCGCAGGGGCGAGCGGAGGAAGCGCCGCCAGCGCCGGCCGCCUGCGUCUGGGGAAGAGCGGCGCCCCGGGGGCGAGCCAUGCCCGGCGCCCGAGCGUAGCCGCCGGGGGCUGCCCCCCACCCCCGCCCCCGGGAGCCGCGGGCCGGGCCGGGCGCGCGACAGGAGCAGCCCCGCGCCGCGCCCACCGCGCGCCGAGGACCAUGCCGCCCCCGGGCCGGGCGCCGCCGCUCGGGCUCCUGCUGGCGCUGACUGCGCUCCGGUGCCCAGAGACCGAGAGUCGAGGGAUCGUGGACAGCCUGCAGAGGUUCUCCUCGCUCCCUGCCUACCUGCCCACGAGCCUGCGCAUCGCUGACGCGGAGGAGGCCUUCUUCCUUAAAGAGGCCAACCAGGACGUCACGAGGAACUCCAGUCUGCAGGCCCGGGUGGAGUCACUGUUCGUCUACCGGGCCCGGAGCCCCCCGACCGUCAACGCCAGCUAUGGCCCGUUUUCAGCGGAGAAGCCCAUCCCCCAGGACCUCUUGUUGACCUCCACGUCCUUCGGAAACACGGAGAAGUUUCCCUUCAACUGGAAGCUGAAAUCUCACAUCCUCGACAGCUCCGUCUACUCCAACAGGCCCAAGGUGCAGACGCUGUUCUACGUGACUGGGACGCACUGGGACGACAGCGACCCCGAGGAAGACCUCCCGUGCGUCAAGAUGUUCGCCUUCCCCGAGGCCAGAGAGGUGGCGGCCAGCUGCCGGCUGCGAGGGGACCCGGGGCUGUGUGUGGCCGAGCUGGAGCUGCUCCCCGAGUGGUUCAGCUCCGGGCUGGACCUGGAGCCCGAGGAGGAGAUCCCUGCCCUGCUGGGCGGCACCGCCAUGGAACUCUUCUUCUCGCUCUACCCGGCCGACCAGGCCGGCCAGUGCCUGCUGGAGGAGGACAGCAAGUGGGAGAACAACAUCCACUCCGGCCAGGACGGCCCCCAGCAGGCGUCUCCGGCCCGGGAGAGGAUCGGGAGUGUGGUGGUCUACCCGACUCAGGACGACCUCAAGUGGUCCCUGGUGAGCCUGGACGAGAACGUCGUCGUCUCGGUGCCCCUGAACCUCGUCCGGGAAGGGGACACGGCCACCUUUUUGGUCUCCCUGACCAGUGGCUCUGUGGCAGACCACUUCACUCUCAGAAUUAAGGCAGCAGCAGGGGUGAGGAUAACGGCCGUUCGAGUCACCAGCGAGCAGCAGUGGGCAGUCCAGGAGGAAAUAGACAGCAGUGGCUCUCAGACCACGGCCACGCUCACCUGCGUGGGCCACCACCCAGACCCGCAGAGCAGGACAAAUGGCUCCUUCUACGAGAUCUUGCAAGUGGACUUUGGGGUCGACAACAGCAGCGGCCUGGCCGGGGCCCAGCCCAUCACCUGGCAGGUGGAAUACCCAGUGGAGGACUCCAUGAGCGAGCUGGCCGUCUCCGAGAUCUUUGUCAGCCAGACAUCCUUCGUGGGCAUUGUCCCCCUUGCGAUGGACACGGAGGUGCUGAACACGGCCGUCCUCACCGGGAAGGCCGUCUCGGUUCCCGUCAAGGUCGUGGCCAUUCAGGAGGACGGCUCCGUGGUGGACGUGUCCGCGGCUGUGGAGUGCAGGUCUGCGGAUGAAGACGUCAUUAAGGUUUCCAACCACUGCGACUCCAUUUUCGUGAACGGGAAGGAGGUGAGGAGCAAAGUGGACACGACCGUGAACUUCACCCACCAGCACUUCACGUCUCAGCUGGAAGUGACCGUGUGGGCGCCCAGGCUCCCCCUGCAGAUUGAGAUCUCGGACACGGAGCUGAGCCAGAUCAAGGGAUGGAGGGUCCCCGUGGCCUCCAACAGAAGGCCCACCCGGGAGAGCGAGGACGAGGAGGACGAGGAGAAGAAGGGGCGAGGCUGUUCCCUGCAGUACCAGCAUGCCACGGUGCGUGUCCUCACGCAGUUUGUGGCCGAGGCGCCCGACUUGAGUCAGCUGAGCUACAUGCUGGGCCCCGACUGGCAGUUUGACAUCACCGACCUGGUGACGGAUUUCAUGAAGGUGGAGGAACCAAGGAUCGCACAGCUGCAGGGCGGCAGGACCCUGGUGGGCCGGGAGCCGGGGAUAACCACCGUGCAGGUCCUCUCCCCGCUCUCUGACUCCAUCCUGGCCGAGAAGACGGUGAUCGUCCUGGAUGACCGCGUCACCAUCGCCGACCUGGGCGUGCAGCUGGUGGCUGGCUUGUCUCUUGCCCUGAAGCCUCACAGAGCGGACAAAAGAGCCAUCGUCUCGAUGGUGGCUGCCCAGGACGUUCUCCGAGCCCCGCAGCAGGAAGCAAUAGUCAGUUCUUGGAUUUUGUUCAGUGAUGGUUCGGUGACACCAUUAGACAUUUAUGAUCCCAAGGAUUUUUCAGUUACUGUGUCAUCAUUGGAUGAAAUGGUGGUGUCUGUCCAGGCAAACCUUCAGUCCAAGUGGCCGGUUGUGGUUGCACAGGGUGAAGGGCAAGGUCCCUUGAUUAAAUUAGAGAUGAUGAUUAGCGAACCCUGUCAGAAGACCAAGAGGAAGAGUGUUCUUGCCGUGGGUAAAGGAAACGUCAAGGUCAAAUUUGAACCAAAUGUUGAUGAGCACCUAGGAGGCACCAACGAUAUCGAGGGCAUCAGUCGGGAAUACAAAGACCACUUCAGUAAUUCCAUACAGCGUGAAGGAAACCAGGAGAGAGCGGUUCAGGAGUGGUUCCAACAUGGCGCCUCUGUUGGCCAAGAGGAACGUAGCAACAAAAGCACAACUCCACAGUACCCCCUGGAAGGAAAGGAUAAGAAGUUGCUCAAGAGCGGUGGUCCAGACUCCUUCACAAGCUUCCCCACUCAAGGGAAGUUACCGGAACCCAAUAAUCCCAGUGACCUUACAGUGACCUCAAGGGGGUUAACUGACUUGGAGAUCGGCAUGUACGCUCUGCUCUGUGUCUUCUGCUUGGCCAUUUUGGUCUUCUUAAUCAACUGUGUGGCAUUUGCUUGGAAAUACAGACACAAAAGGUUCGCUGUGAGCGAACAAGGCAACAUCCCCCAUUCCCAUGACUGGGUCUGGCUUGGGAAUGAAGUAGAACUUCUGGAAAACCCCGUGGACAUCACCCUCCCGUCGGAGGAGUGCACAACCAUGAUAGACAGGGGGCUGCAGUUCGAGGAGAGGAACUUCCUUCUCAACGGCGGCUCCCAGAAGACUUUCCAUAGUCAACUACUCAGACCCUCUGACUAUGUCUAUGACAAAGACAUUAAAAGUGAGCCUAUAAACCCAUCGGGCCCAAAGAGGAAGAGAGUCAAGUUUACUUCCUACACCACCAUCCUCCCGGAGGACGGUGGCCCAUACACCAACUCCAUCCUGUUUGACAGUGAGGAUAACAUCAAGUGGGUCUGUCAGGACACCGGGCUGGGGGGCCCCCGGGACCUUAGAGACUAUAUGGAAAGGCUGCAAGACCAGAUGUGAACUCCUUUCUUACGUUUGUAUUCACCUUUAUGCCUUCUGUUUUUUGAACGGUGGAGCAGUGAGUUUGUUCAGCAAUAGGGGGUGAUUUAACAAAGGUUAACUUGUGGAGGUCUGGGAGGGAUCCCUUUCUGAGCAGGUGUCAGAGGCCCGGAGAGCUACAGCAGCUGGGUGAUAAGCCGGGAAAUGUCUCUAAAGCGGCCACACAUAGAUCCUGGAGAAGUUCUAAGACAACAGUAGUAUCUGCAGCCUGAUACUAGCUCAGUUCAAAUACAAUAAACCCGACCCCACAGACGUUGUUAGUCAUCUCGCGACAAACGGCCGUGUGGAUUUAGAAAAGGCUUGGGUGUUGAUUUUUCUAUUCCUAGAACUUUUAAAGCACAGUGGACACUCCUUGCCCUUGGCCCGAGAUUGGACGUACGCGAAAGAUGCCGAAUGUAGCCGCCCUUAUUUGUUAUGAGUGCUGCUCGUUAUUUUUAUAUACAUUUGCACCUGCACCUGGUUUCCUUUGGCCUCUGGAAUUCUUUUUGAAACAUGAAGAAAAGCAGUUGUGGUCUUCUCUCUGAGAUGUUUGAUUUACACAUGAGUUUGAGUCGCUGACGUUUGCCGCGUCCGUGCAGGACGUCAGGUGUCCUCCAGUUUUCCACACUCCUUACCUAAGGGGCCAUAUCUGAGAAACUUAUCCUCACAAUGUCCUUCCUUCUCUUUGUUGUGAAGCUUCCUUGUAUCAGGACUGGGGACAUGGGGUUUUACACAAAAUAUUAAUAUACUGUGAGGGAGGGCCAUCUCUUUACAGUUUUCUAUAUGAAGCUUAAAAACUUUGGUGAACACUUGUCAACCACAUUUAUUUUUUAUCUUCUGCCUGUGGAAGAUUCACGGGGAAUCCCUGGAGUGCAUUUCUGAGGGCUUUAGAAAAGACCCUGAAAUAGUUUGUCUUUAUACUGGUGCUUUCUGGUCAACGCAAUGUGUUAUCCAAAUGGAAAUCAAAAUCUUAAACUAAUAUACACAGAAAGGAAAUUGCAUGGGAAAUGCAUUCAGAUUAAACUUCCAUUUUACUGGAACAACCACCACAACAAUUUGAAAGUAGAGUGAUGUCUCCACUUAGCAAUAUGUAGAAAUCCUUCCAUACAAUGACCCCCAACCCUUACCCCCCCAAAACCCAUCAGUCGCGACUCUGGCAGAGAUAAAACCUAUACAGGGUGUGCUCUGAUGGAGAAAAGCAAUGGGUUUGCCCCCAAACAGCAUAAAAUAAACAGCCGUUCAAGAGUUUAAGCGGUUAUGCUGAAAAAACCAUAGCUAUUGGAAAGUCAAAGUGGCAAUAGGAAAAAAAAAAGCAUGGCCCCUGCAUAAUUUUUAAAUACAAAAAUAUUUUUCAAGGAAUUGCAUGAACGGCUUCAAGCAAAGAAAGAAUUUCAGGUUAGAUUAGAAUUUCUCACACUCACAAGAACAUUCUACUGAGAUGGGAUAGAGGUGAAGACGGACAGUGGACUAGGCCACCAAUUCCGAGCUUUCUGUUGCCACUUAGGUCCCUAGGAAAUAGAAAUUUAAAGUCCAGGGCAGCAAAGGCGCGGGGAAGCGGUUUCUUGACUCCUCGUGGCUGCUGAGCAAGCUGUUAGAAUGAGAGGCGUUCGGUUGUUGUUGGGAAGCGUUUCGUGCGUGGGGGCAGGACAGCCCAGCCUCCUCUGACCUGUGUCUCCCACCCACAGCACUGCGGUGGGUUUGUAAACCGUGCAUACGCUACCAGGGACGUGGACCUGAUAUUGAGACGCCAGUGUUCAGUUGAUCUUGUGUUUAAGUUGGGGGUUGAGGAGUGAAGCUGGUCAAGUUGCAAAAAAAUCUUUCAACUCGGUGGGUGAACGAAGCCAGGAGACCCAGGCGUUAGCUUCAGAGGGAGUUUGCAAAGAGAUGGCUGACGUCUGGCAGGAAGGGCACCUCAGGGAGCCCGGGGAGACUGUCACCAGGGGUUCGAGGCAGGGGAGGUGGCUCAGAGCUAGCUAGGGAGGCCGAAAGGAAGUUCACACGCUAAUGCAGCAUAGCUGUCUAAAUGAGCCCCACUCCUUCUGUAAGACGUUAAUUUUCUCUCCCUUUGGAUCUUCAGCAAAAUCCCCCAAAUAAUGGGGAUUUCAUGUCUGAAACGGAGGACAUUCAGCUGGUAUAGGGAGCCUCCCGCACAUUCUCACACAGCAGGCUGCCCCCACUGGUGCAGUGAGGCUCUGGCAGGGGGGUGAUCUGGAAAGGAAGGAGGACAUUACCAUUGCCAUGAUUAGCGUUACUGACAAGCUUGCAAAUCAGAGCAUUCCCUGGGGUCUGAGCGUUUGAUGUGGGCAGAGCGCAAACUCGGGGGCACUAGAACAUAGAACGCGUCAGAGGUUCUCAGGAGUCGGGAGCUGUCCGCGGUCCUGAAGAUGCCUCCCGUGGGUGAUCCAGGCUCUCUGCACAGUCUCCUUUGUCCGUUUCCGUUCAAAUUCAGUUCAACGUGAAAGUCGAAUGGAAGGUCAUGGAGGAGGGGUCCCUCUUACCACACAGCACACGCUCACACGCACGCACACAUACACACGUACAUGAGUGUGUUGGUAGUGAAGAGCCAGAGAGAACAGUGUGUAGCAGGAACCAGCACGGUCUGCGGUCCCCCGAUUUGCCACGGGCAUCAUUCCGCUAUCCGGGAUUUCAGUGAAGUUCUUUUUGUUCUAAAUAUCUCCCGCUGACCAGCAGCCGUGGAUUAUACCUGCCUGAUUUCCAAUAGAUCAUUUAAAAUGAAUAGGAACUAUGCCUCUACAUAUCUAAACUUAGAUGGGGAACAGACCUAAAUCAUGAAACCUUGAAAUACAGUUCCCUGGGGACCUGCAUGUGCCUGGAUUUUCCAGGUUUUUAUAGCUGACGUAUCCAACUGAUCGGUGUGAGUAGUAACCUGAACAGAACAGCAUUGAUAAAGUCCCUUCCUCUCCCCAAGAAGCGAAUGCUUAGACCUCCCUCCGACCCCCGAGGCGGACACGAGCAAGCCUUGGGACACAGGCUGGGAACUUCGCGGGUCACAGGGAGGGCGGCCCAGGCACCCUCGAGGACCGGGCCACCUAGAACGGGGGAGGGUGAGACCAGUGUUCCCGGCGGCCAGAUGUGCCGCUCUCCACGCCACACCCAGGGAUUGAGGAGCGGCUGCCGCAAGACAGAAGCACGGUGUGAGCACACGGGGUUGCAUCGGAGGGAAAGCCAGAAGACACGUCAAGUUUCCCUGAAGGGCGCCACCCAGCAAACCUCGGGACACUCUGCACGUGCCAGCAGAGGACUAACUGACUUCCUGUUUUGUGUUGCGCCCUGGCCAGGGUAAGCUCCCAGACUUAAACUCCAGGCAGAGCGUUUCUGUGUAUGAACGUUAAUGCAGGGAAAACAUGGGUUAAUUUCUGUACCAUUGCCACAUCUGUAGACAGGUACCUUGUACUUCGCUGAUUUUUAAGUUUUAGGAAGUCUGCCUUUGUGCAUUUUGUUGUUUGCACCCUCUUCUCAUCCUUUUAGAAAGGCGUCUUCCCAUGGUGGGGUGUUGGGACCAGCCAAGGCUCUGUCAGAGAACUAAGCAGUCCCCCUUCAACGACCACACAGAGUGGUUGCACCUGCUUCCUCCAUAUCACCAGGACCAUUGUGUUUUCUACUCGAAUCAUCUCACAAAUGGCUUCAAUCCUUCAUGCUCGUCUCUGUAAAUGACACGACAGAUGGUUUAUAAACUCAGUAGCCGUCUCCUCCGUCAACAGUAUACAUGUGUGAUGUACCGAGUAUCACCUGUUAUGUGAAGGAAGGGACGGGAUGGGUGGUGGAAAGGCUAUGCUAAGAUACGGAAAGCAGAUAUUUUUGUAUGUAACAGAGGCAGUUCCCUGGGGCGCUGAGAAGUGCGCAGGAAUAAAUACAUUUUAUAAUAAAAGCAUGCAAUGCUGUAGCUUUUAAAUGUACAGACAUCCCCGCUCAAAAAUAUCCGAACCGAUGGUGGGGAAAACACCGGGCCUAACCUCCCGCGGGGCGCUGGUUAGGACCGCUGCCUGGAGAGGGCAUGGCUCAUGGUGGCAUCAUGGGUGGAAUCUGCCAGAAGAUUUUGAUCUUACUCUUCAUUACUUCUGGAUUUUUUUUCCUCUUUUUUUUUUUUUUUUCCUGAAAAUACUUCAGAUAAAAGUGACUACAUUUUCCAGCAUAAAGGUAUAUUCUAACCACAGGGUAACUCAUCAUUUUUAACGUGAAAAUAAACGCUUAAACAUUC
Messenger RNA from Leopardus geoffroyi (Geoffroy's cat), 8020 nucleotides. RefSeq names its product transmembrane protein 132B. Bases 529 to 3783 code for a protein of 1084 amino acids. The record is from RefSeq and is a predicted model, not a curated record. NCBI's taxonomy places the organism in Eukaryota, Metazoa, Chordata, Mammalia, Carnivora, Felidae. The transcript has 9 exons.